AUGUCACAACCAUCCCGCUGGCGCCGUCCAGCCCAAAACUUCCCCCUAUUCCCCCAUCUCGCCAUCGUCCCUGCGCUCCUCGCCAUCGCCACCGCCGUCGCGCUCUUCCUCCACUCCGACGUCAACGCCGCGCUGCUCUGGUCGCAAUGCCACUCGCACGCCCUCCUCCCAGCCCUCAGCCGUGUGCCCAUCCUCGGCACCCCAGCCUGCUACCUCGUCAGCUUCUUCUACGCAGCGCUCGACUCCUUCCGCAGCAAGGCCGUCAUGUCCGUCAUCCUAUCCUAUGUCGGCGCCCUCCUAACCGUCUCGACCGUCGAGUCGGCGAGAAAGGUCAACGAGAAGAACGCCGUCGUCUCCAAGCCGACACUGCCGUGGCUCGUGUUCAACUUGCUCGGCGGCGCGCUGGUCUGGCAGCUCGUGUACGCGCCGGCCUUUAUUCUCGGUGCCAAGGCCUGGCCGUUCCCCAGCACAGGCAGGCUCAUCACCGACGAGGGCCACGGCGAUCCGCCUGUGGCCAGGGACGAGGAGGAGCGUGAUCCUCUGCAGCUGGACAAGGGGAGACAGAUGAAGCUGGUGGAGACGAUUGCUAUUCCCAUCGCCGUGGCGCUGGGGUACUACGUUCCGUCGACGCUGAUGCUGUCCCUGAACAAACCCGCCGCCAUUGGGACGUGGCUGUUCUUCCCGGCAUAUGUUUCUCUCAUCAGACAGUUUGUGCGGUAUAGCCUCAACAAACUGCGUCGGUUCCAGGACGGGCCCAUGAUCCACAUGGAAGCGAAUACCAAGGCCUUCAUUGCCGUCUACGCCGUGCCCGUCUUGUGCUCUCUUCUUGCGCACGGCUUCAUUAUUGGCAACUUGACGAAAGCAGAUGACCGUCAGGAAGUGACGCGCUCGACGGUCAAGUUUAUCGAGAUUGAUAGCCAGUUCAUCGGACUGACAAUGCUGUAUUGGGUGUUUACCGAAGUGGGCUGGAGGGCGCCUCUAGCCAUGGUGGUUGCGUCCAUUGUGCUGGGUCCCGGGGCAGGCACCGUGCUGGGAUGGCUGUAUCGCGAGAAGCUGAUUACUUCCGACAUGAUCACGCAGCUGCUUGAGCAGGUCAACGACGAGGAGCGCGGAGAUGUGGGUGAGGAGACGCCGCUUAUUCAGUAA
Molecule: messenger RNA, 1146 nt
Organism: Metarhizium brunneum ARSEF 3297
Lineage: Eukaryota; Fungi; Ascomycota; Sordariomycetes; Hypocreales; Clavicipitaceae
Source: RefSeq, a predicted model, not a curated record